Molecule: messenger RNA, 524 nt
Organism: Aspergillus ochraceoroseus IBT 24754
Lineage: Eukaryota; Fungi; Ascomycota; Eurotiomycetes; Eurotiales; Aspergillaceae
Exons: 1
Coding region: 212-487 (91 amino acids)
Source: RefSeq, a predicted model, not a curated record
UGGGCUUCCGUUUGCUGUAUUGUUCCUAUCUAAAAUAACAUAUCUUAAGGAUAAUAAUCAUAAUAAUAUGUCUAACUAGUAUUAUUCCCGUCUGGGGUUGAGAUAUCGAUAGAUCAGGUCAGAUCGAGAAAUAGCAUAACCAAGUCACUCUCGAUUGUACAAAAAAAAAAUAAUAAUACCUGCCCCCACUCCGUUUUAGCCUGUCCGGUUGAUGCAUGAUUAUUUUGGAUUGAAAAGGAAACAGCCACUCCCAGAGCACAAACCCUUGGUGAAAGAAGACCGGCGAAGGAAAAUAGCCUGUAAUGUGUUCUACAGAAAAAAAAAAAAAAAAAAAAAAGAAGCAGAAGAAAAGAAAAGAGGAAAAGGAAAAAAAAAAAAAAAAAACACGAGAAAAGGAAAGAUGAAAAGCGAUCAGAGAGCUAACGCCGUGAAGCGCCGACCGGGGUCUUGUCUGGUCGAGUGUGACGGUGCCCAUCUAAAGACAUAAGGAAACUUGGCAUAGCAUUCAGCUAGCGGGUAUCAUA